GGUAGAGAGAGAAGGGUGGCCAAACUUGCUCAAUGCAUACAAACUCGUGGUUUUGCAACAAAACCACCAAUCUACAUCCCUACACCAGAGUAAAUAGGUACUUGAAGGGGGGCUUGACUGUGGAGCAGUAGGGCCAAGACACCGGUUUCUUUACCCCUCUAUUAUCCGCACUACCCUCAUCAGCGCCACUGGUAUUGGUAGACACUAGCCGCGGGAGAUUGGUGGAGGUCACUGCAGUUGACUGUGGGAAAGAGAAGGGAUUUGGGCAGCCUCUCAAGUGCACCCAAUAGUUACUCAAUGGACUUACAAAGUAAUACCUGAUGAAAAAGAACUGCUUGUUGUACGUACCUAGUAACAACAUUUCUAAAGUGGACUUACAUUUUCAAGUUAUAAUACUGCAUGUGCAGUUUCGACGAGGUGCGCUUUUCAUUGGAAUACUCCAGUUUUCUUGAUGUAUACUACCACUGCAUUGAUGAUGUUGCACAUGUUGGAGUAGUGGAAGAGCGAACCUGUUGAAACCACCGAUUUCGCUCCAAUCUGGCGCUCGUAGCCGCUCUAUUCAUUCAUUUGGCGCGUGGACGAGCCUGGUAGCAGGUCCUAUUAUUUUCUGUUAUAUAUAUGUUCUACCAGCGUAUGCACAAUCUACCAAUUUACUUACUUGCUGUAUUUUAUUGCAGUGGAUUGGGGAUUACUAAGGCUUCUUCAGAUAGCCGAGUGUUUACUCAAUUCAGAGGAUUUUUUUUUUCGCCAGUAAAUUCUCACAAGGAUUAAGCUCUGGACAUCAAUAUUAAAUGAUUGGACAAUCCAUCAUCAUCAUUACAGGAACCACAGUGCUUCACAGCUAGAAAGUCUGGACAAUAAUACAGUAGAUAGUAUAUUUCUGCAAUUUCUAUCGCAUGAUGAGGUUCAUCGUACAUUAAAGAAAAAAAUCUUGAUCACAAUUGAGCUAGGUCUCAAUUGAAUUGCACAUCAGAUUUUGGGAACAUCAUAUUUCAUCCCAUUCAGACUUUGGAUAUGAAAAGAUGCAUAUUCAGUGAUUUCUUUUGUCAUCUAUCAAAGAAAAGGUGAUCGCCCACGGCAGCGAUCAUCUGUGAUAUUGGAUGAAAGAAGUCAUCAUCCAUCCCACCACAAGGAUAGAUUAGCAAUCUUUUUCUUCUCUAUGCUCGUAAAUAUUCCUUUGUGACUCAAAUUCAAGUUGGAGGAUUACAAAUCGCACUUCUACAUCAGAGUGAUAAAUUCUGGGUUGCCAUAGUGAUUGUGAUUCAUGGUGGAAAAACUGGGAACCAUCUCUGAGAAUGAUGAUUGAAUGAUUCUUUGAAACUUCUUCUUCUUCCAGAAACAUUGUUAAGAGCAGGAUUGCCUUCUCAAAAGUGAAGCCAUAACUUUUGAAACCCCAAAAGCCAAAUUCCGAGAUAGUUAAACAGAGGAAUCAUUGUUGAGGAUCAUAUUUUUUUCAUCUCAUCUCAAGUUCAACCAAUUUGCAUUCUCACCACAACUUUGUUUUCACUUGGACUGUCUUUUACCCCAAGUGUAAUUUCAAGCGGAGAGGGUGAAAUCGGAGCUAUAUCAUCCAUCUCCCCCAUCCUCCCAUAUUUCUGGUAGUUGGUGAUGAUGAUAGUGGUCCACUGAUGACUGGACAGAGUGGAAUGUUUGGAGGAAAAGAUUUAUGCUGCUUUCUAUGACUGUGUAAAGAAGGGAAUAGUAUCAGUGGGCUAAUCUCUGUAAGCACUCCAAGAAUUUCUACUACUACUACUGCUACCAAAGUAAAAGAACAUCCCAGUCACCAUUCUUCUGGUAUCUCUGCGUAGUUGGAGACAUCAGUUACUCUUGUGUAGAGCAUAUGAAAUAUAAGUUUGUGAAAAAUCAUCUACCGAGGAGUGUAAUCAGAGAAAGAUUUAGGAAUACUUUCAUUCAUCUUUUCAUUGUUAUGCAUCUAGGUGAAAGGAAGAUUUCACCUCAACCCACAUGAGGUUAUUGACACUUUCAGGAAACCAACUACUUGACUGCAGGAAAUACUUCCACAGUGUACAAGGGAGAUAUACUACCAGGAAUUGAUGCUCUUGUAACAUUUGUUUGAUGGGGACGAGCAAGCCAUAAAACCUGCAUCCCACACAAGUUGAAAGAGUUUUUUAUCUGCUCCUAGUCCUACCAAUAACAUUAUAUGAACAGAGAGAAAAAGAGGGAUUUAAACCAGUCCUGCAAAUAAAUCAAAUAAUGUACCAGUAACAUAUUUUUUGCUACAUGCACCUGUUAGGAGAAGGAAGUACUUGGAACAUAUCAACAGGGAGUGGAAGAGUGGUUGGUCUGGUCUAGCGUUCGCUCGGGAUUCCCUUGCAUUAUGUCAUACUGAUACCAGAUCCCGGAUACACUUGAAGUCAAAAGUGGCGCACUCUAAAUAGAUCUGAAAGAGGAGACAGUGAACCAUUGAGAUUGUUCUGAAUUUCGCAAGAACAUGUCUUCAUGAAUGAAUGUCUUCAAGGGUCACUGUGUCUCAUGAUUGGUUUUAUAGAGGCAAAUAAAGCAAUAAAGUCAUAAAGACAUCAUUUUAAUGUCUGAAACUGGACUCUGAAAUGAAACAUUCUUGCGAAAGCAUUGCAAAUUGAUUUUCCCCGGAAACUCGGCUAAGCGGAUUUAGCAUCCAAUCCCCUCUCCUUCAUCUCUGGUUCCCCCAGCCAUUUGAAAUUGAGAUUCGACUCCGAUUAGUUACAUGCUGGUCCUGGAAAAACUAUUCCUCCACCGACAUACUCCUGGAGGAGAUUUGAGUACAUAGUGGAAUUUCCCUUCCCUCAUGUCGUCACAUGAAAUGUACCCAAACGGAAUUCAAUUACUAGACUAAACAACUUGUCUCCCCUCCCGAUCCCGACACAACAUUGGGAUUUGCCGUCUAGCGUGAUAAAGUAUUAUAGAGUAAGGACAAGAGUUUUGGCGGGAAAAUUUCUCGCGUUGCAUCUCGUAGUCUGCCAAGAUGGCCAAGGUUUUAAAUCCUUUUCUUGAUGAUGAAGCUUUCUUUCUUCUAUGACGCUUACAGUAACAAUAUUUGGAAGAGAUUUCAUGACUUGAUGUGCGUCGGAUAUCUUAUUAUUUUGGAAUAUAUUCAUUUGUGACUCGCCGAUCGGAGAGACAUUACAAGAACAUCAUCAUGUUGAAAUUUGUGAACAAAUCACCAAGCCCGAAAAUUAACGGAUCACCGGUACAUCACCGGAAUGGAGUGUCGAUAACGAACACUGGGUCUCUGGGUAAAACUUUCUACAUAGAUUUGAAUCAGAAUUAUGAUGAGGCAUUGGUAUACCAAGAUGGCAUCCUCACGUCAGGGACACUGGAGGCUUUUGUACAGCAUCUCGUUCCCACGGCAACAUACUACCCAGAUAGGACGUAUCUGUUUGCAUUCCUGCUCACAUCGAGGUUACACAUCAAACCACAUCAGCUACUCAAUGACGUCUGCCAGGUGUGCAUCAGACAACAAAGGCUAACAUCGAAGGACGUCGACAGGGAAGUUGUCCGAAAGUUUGGUCCAAAUCUUAUGCAAUUACUGAGUGAGUGGACAGAGACUUUCCCAUACGACUAUAGAGACGAAAGGAUGAUGAGACAUCUCAAAGACAUCACACAGAAGUGCAUCGCCAUCGACCCCACCCUCAGGAAAAGUGCCGGACAACUCAUGCAGGGCUUGAUUAGAAGGCUUGCCACGUUAGAGAAGUACGAAGAUGUCUUAGCGAGGGUCAACACGGCGGCGUCAGAAAGGAUGCACGCCCUCCGAGCGAACCCUGCCUCUUUCCAGAUGAACAUCAUGGACGUUUGUCCGCAUCCCCAUGUCCUAGCCCAGCAGCUUACACACAUAGAACUGGAAAGAUUGACAAAUAUUGGGCCAGAGGAGUUUGUGCAAUCUUUCAUCAAACAAAACGAUGGCGACGGUCAGACGGUGAAGUUCCAAGACCUAAAGAGGACCAAGAACCUUGAGGCGUACGUCGAGUGGUUCAACCGACUCAGUUUCCUGGUGGCCACAGAGGUCUGCAUGCACAUAAAGAAGAAGCAUCGAGCUCGCCUUAUCGAGUACUUCACCGACGUCGCCCGGGAGUGCUUCAACAUCGGCAACUUCAACUCUCUCAUGGCCAUCAUGUCUGGUCUUAACAUGUGCCCUGUUGCGAGGUUAAAGAAGACAUGGAACAAGGUCAACACAGACAAGUUUGACUGCUUAGAGCAUCAAAUGGAUCCCACAUCCAACUUCUCAACUUACAGACAAUCGUUACAAGCCGCCAUGCAGAGGGCGAUGAGUGCCCAGGAAGGCGCCUGCGAUAAGAUUGUCAUCCCAUUCUUCAGCUUACUCGUCAAGGAUCUCUACUUCCUCAACGAGGGAUGCAGCAAUAAGAUGGCUAACGGUUACCUCAACUUUCAGAAAUUCUGGCAGCUUGCAAAGCAGGUGACAAACUUCAUCUCGUGGAAGACCGUAGAGUGCCCUUACCCCAGGGACAGACAAGCCCUUAACUACCUUCUCACUGCACCGGUAUUCUCAGAGAACUCUCUCAAUCUUGCCUCGUACGAAAGCGAAAGUCCAGAGACUGAUUUUGAGAAGUCCCAGUACAAAUCUCUCAAGUUGAAAUGUACAUCAACGACAUCAAAGUCAUCAUAGGCAUGGUUACCAUGACAACUGGCUGAUGCUAUCACACCUUGCGACGAGAGUGAACUCUAGAAUUUGAAUCAUUCAUAUGAAGAGACAAAGAGAGCUAUCGGGAGGUCGGUGUUGUCAGCUUGAACUAUUGGUUUAUCCGAAUGACAAUAAGUCGUCCGCAUAGACAAGCGACGGAUCGUAAAAAGUGCUUGCCAACCAUGUUGAUGUUGAGGAUGAAGGAAACAGGGAUUGGAAACAUCACCUGUGUGAUGAGGUUGAUGCAUCUAAGAUCGUGAUGGAGCAAAGGGCGUACUUUUGAAGAGGAAGAAGGACUGAUCAAAUCAGAAUGUCAAGCAAGUCUUGACGAACUAUGUGGGACGGAAACCUUAUGUAAGAUGGCCAAUAGUGGAGCAAAGAGCACAUCGAUGGAAGGUGGGAUGUGAUCCGAAUCUUGAUGAAAUACUUGAAGACUGGUACCCAUUCUCUAGGAUGUGAAUGGUGCGUCUACAUUUAGGAUCCACAAUGUCAAGUGAUGAGAACAAAGAGCUUUUUUUUCAGGAAGUUGAAGAGGCUGAUGUGAUCCCAAUCUUAAGAUGACAACCUCCAGGAGAGGAAUACUGCCUUUAAAUCUCGGACUGGAAAAAAGAUUUCCAUUACUCUCUGAGAGGACUUUUACAACUCCUUACAAAGCAUUACCAUUGAAUAAAUGGAUUUUUUUUUUCUUGUUUUAUUUAAUGACUUGUUCUGCCUUUAGUCCUGUUGUUAUGGCAAGCCCUGAAUGCCAUUGAUUACAUAAUGGUAUUUCUACCUCUGUUGUUCGAGGGGUUUGUAUUAUUUUACGAAAUGAACGAUCAUUUCUGUCAUAACCACUAUUAAGAAAUUGCACAUUGUAAUGGUGCUUUUAUCCGAGAUGUCGUCAUAUAAACCAGAUAAAAUGAUAUAUCUUGUUAAUGGAUAUUUGAAAUCUCUGGUCUGGACUUGACAGGUCAAGUUAGAAAAAAAUCACUUAUGACAAACAGGAAUAUUGUAAAUUGCUUCUUAUUUCUUUGUCAGGCUUAUCUGAAAAUACAAAUAACUUAUUUUGCAAUUCCUGAAUGAUAUUCUACUUCAAAGAUUCCCAGAAAGAAAGAAGUAAACGUAAUUGAAAAAUUUAAGUAUAAAAAUGAACCAGUUUAUUGUGUUUUUCUUGCCCAAGUUGUAACUUUAGUAGUACUGUGAAUAAUCGUGAAUACAUUUCUUUUAUUUCAAUAAUAGAAUUGUUGAGGUUGUUGGUAUUUUUUUGUUAAAAGAUGUGUAGUCUCCUACCUACAUCAUUUUAGCAUACUGUUUUAAAGAGAUUUCAUGUAGUACAUUGCGCAUCCGUUCAUUUACAUCUGAAAGUUGUGGUUUAAUAUUUCAGUUUAAUAGCAUUUGCAGGGUUUCUUUUUUGUUAUCGAUCGUUUAGUAGUCCCUUUUUUUAAAACUCUCAUUGUGACCAAAUUUUGUCAAUGGCAUUUCCGUUAUUUUUACAUCAGAAGGCUGAAUAUAAAUAUCCACUUGGUACUACAUAGCAUCUUUGUAUAUCUGGUAGUAAUUGUUUCAUAGUUGAAUAUGAAAUCUGUAUUUUUUGUAAAAGCAUAUUACAAGUGUACUCUAAAGUGCCCUGUUAGAUACAUGCAGAUACUUGUAGAGACGUGUACAUUUACUUUUAUACAAGUACCACAUUGGAGAAUGAAUAUACUGUAUUCCUUUCCAAUUUUUUAACAAGACACUGUUUUUCUCUCAAAAUAGAUGUAUUUAUCUCACAUUUUAGGAAAAUCUAAAAUAGUAAACCAGACCAUUAAUUCCUAACUUAGUUUAAAUUUAGAUUAACUUGUCUUUGAAAAGUUUGUUUCAGUUUGUGCCAAAGUAGUUAAGAGUAGAAUUGCAGAUUGUUUGAUUUAUAUUGUCGUGCUGUCUGCAUUUUGAUCCCAAAACAGUAGAAAAUCUGUACAGUAAAUAGAUGCUUUUAUCACAUCACAAAACCAUGAAACAGUAGCUAAUGCAAGACAAAAUAGACUAGUUAUUUUGGUAUGUGAAGAACAAAUCUAGUUUUUUUUUAAAGACUAGUGUAUUUAUUUAGGUCUAGUGAUCAUGGCUUACUAAUUAGAAGUGAAUGGGAGGACCUGAUAUCUUAAACUAUUGGUUGAUUGGGCCCAGGCUUGUCUCAAUUCAGUUCCAUGUAAAUGUAUGAGUAAAAUGAUAUGAUAAACAUUGAUUAGUUAUGUAGGGGGUUAAUAAUUUUGUAGCAUAAGGAAAUUGUACUGCCCAAUUUUAUAUGUAUAUUGACACAUUUUAUUUAAAAAAGAAAUAAUGGUACUUCUUUUAGAGUUGGAAUUUUUGGAUUUUCACAAAACACCUUCACCUAACAAAAGAUCCUGGAUCAGAAAUUAAAAGAAACUAACAAAUUUUGUUGCUGCCUGACUUUUAUUCAGAUUAUUUUCUGAACUUAAGGUCUGUAUUCCCCUUUGCAUAACAUUUUUUUCUAUCAAUGUUCUUUAAAUGUAAAGAAUUGAGGCAGUCAUUUGAUUUUUUAAAGAACUGCCAUUCAAAAUUUUAUAGUAUUAUUCACCUUAUAUAUUUAUAUUUAAAAAAAUGAAAUGCUUGAUAUCCUAAAAUCACACCAUGAUGUUCUAAGAGUAUAUUUGCCACAAAUGAAAUCUUUUUAACUUUAUACAUAAUUUCAAAAUGCUUUUUGUACAGAUGUUGGAUGUGUACAUAGUAUGUAUGUACUUAAUAAGGUCCAAUGUAUUCUGUUUUUAUGUACAGAAUGUAUUCUAUGGAAAACAAAUAUACAUUGGAUGUACACUAUGCGAGUACAGGGCAUCCAAGCAAAAAAAAAGAGAAUACUGUGUUCAUGUAUAAAGCUGAGAAUUUUAUGUCAAUCAAUCUUCUAUAAAUAUGAUCAUGAAUGAAUGUCGUAAGUGAUAUAUAUGAUUGGACAUGUAAAUAAGAAAUAAAAACAUUCAAAGAAUACUGCAAAA
Strongylocentrotus purpuratus (purple sea urchin) is the source of this 7605-nucleotide messenger RNA. Its product is annotated as ras-GEF domain-containing family member 1B. Lineage: Eukaryota; Metazoa; Echinodermata; Echinoidea; Camarodonta; Strongylocentrotidae. The transcript is spliced from 13 exons. The coding region runs from base 3140 to 4624 and encodes 494 amino acids. The record is from RefSeq and is a predicted model, not a curated record. Gene Ontology annotation, cellular component: plasma membrane. Gene Ontology annotation, molecular function: guanyl-nucleotide exchange factor activity. Gene Ontology annotation, biological process: Ras protein signal transduction; positive regulation of GTPase activity.